GCUCCCUAUCAAAAUGCUCGCCGAGUCUUCCUCCCCCCCAUUUGUUUUCCUUUACCACCAGCGUCGCACGCAGUACUUUUCCCCGGUCUACAAAGACCUCACUCUCCUCCCCCCCGGGCGAAACUGCUUUCUUCCAAAGCCUUCUCCUUUCCCUCCUCUCUCUCGCAUCCACAUUGUUCUCGUUUCCCCGGCCAGGGAUGGCAAUAGACCACGCAUCCCCUCUCGCCUUCAGGUGCAGAGGCGCCAUGGGAGGAGCAGAGUGCGAGGACGAGGCGGAGGACAACCAGCGGUGGCCGCCGUGGCUGAAGCCGCUGCUGGCGACAAGCUUCUUCGUGCAAUGCAGGGUCCACGCCGAAGCCCACAAGAGCGAGUGCAACAUGUACUGCCUCGACUGCAUCAACGGCGCGCUCUGCUCCCUCUGCCUCGCCCACCACCGCGACCACCACGCCAUCCAGAUACGGAGGUCGUCGUACCACGACGUGAUCCGGGUGUCGGAGAUUCAGAAGGUGCUGGACAUCGCCGGCGUGCAGACGUACAUCAUCAACAGCGCGCGCGUGGUGUUCCUCAACGAGCGGCCGCAGCCGAGGCCCGGCAAGGGGGUCACCAACACCUGCGAGGUCUGCGACCGCAGCCUCCUAGACUCCUUCCGCUUCUGCUCCCUCGGAUGCAAAAUUGCAGGCACGUCCGGCGGCUACCGGCCGAGGAAGAAGCACGGCGGCGGCGUUGAGAGUAAGAAGAAGAAGAAGAAAAGAGCGGCGGCGCUCAAGGACGCGCGGUCUUACUCGGACGGCUCGAGCAGCAGCAGCAGCAGCGACAGGAGCAGCGUGGUGCAGAGCUUCACGCCGUCGACCCCGCCGCCCACCACCAGCAGCAGCUACCGCGCCGGCAAUAAGCGCCGCAAGGGCAUCCCGCACCGGUCGCCGUUCGGCAGCCUCAUCGUCGAGUUCUAGCUUCAGCUAGAAAAGGUCAGCUCUGUAGCAUACUGUAUAGUAGUGGUACUACAUGACAUAGACAAGAGGGAAAUAACUGCGCCGCCCAGAACAAGCCCUGUGCUUCCAAGCGCGGAGGUCGGCCGGCCGGAGUAAUGCCGGAGUGCGGCAUGAGCUGUAAGCACAUUAUACCAUACCGUGUUACUUUCAGUUUCAAGUUUUAGUUACAGUUCAGUUAGUUAGUAGUACUCCGUCAAAUCGUACUUCACUAGUACUAGCUGCUUUGCAACCUUGUAUUUAUACCCCCCAUAUGGUAGAUGUCUCAGAAAUGUGGAGCAAGUAAGGACCUGCAGGAGGUAGUGCUGGGGUGUUCAUAUGGUGUGCACGAGCCAUGUAAUAAUACAAAUAAGAUUGCUGCUCGUAGCUAAUUAUGCAAUCAUGUUUUUGGUGUUC
Messenger RNA from Brachypodium distachyon (stiff brome), 1382 nucleotides. RefSeq lists its product as uncharacterized. The record is from RefSeq and is a predicted model, not a curated record. The transcript has 4 exons. Bases 198 to 950 code for a protein of 250 amino acids. Lineage: Eukaryota; Viridiplantae; Streptophyta; Magnoliopsida; Poales; Poaceae.